AAAUCUAUCACCCGUCAAACUAAUUUUAAAACUCCCCAACUUAAUUUCAAAAGAAACCAAACCCAUAUAACUCAAAUACAAAUCCCUAACAUGCGUGUCGCUCACUUUCCCCAAAUCUCUCUACUUUGCUUCCUUUUCUUGUGUCGGGACCAUAAAUUUUUUGCUGCGAAUCUCUGUUUGCUUUCCCAAAAUUGUUUUGUUUUGUUGCCUUUGCUGUGAAUCUCCAUUUGCUGUGCUGUUUUUGAAGGAUCUCUGUUAGUAGUUUUCUGAUUCUUGUGUGUGAGCUGGAGGCAAACUUUUUGCUAUUGCUAUUUGAGUGGCUGGUCUGCUGCUGUGCACUUGAAGCUUGGUAACUACCUUAAAGCUUUUGAUAUUGGAGCUGAUAUUAGAGCUACUCGUUGGUGGGUCGGAGUUGCUACCAUUUGUGUUUAAGGAUCUGCAAAGCUACUGGGUUCAAAUUGUUGCAUCUUUUAGCCUGUUGCUAGCUGGUUGAUUGAGGAAAUAAUUGUGGUUUUUGUCCAACUUAUGAUUUACAGGGUGGAGUACUCAUGGACGAUUAUCAUGUCCUAUUGCAUGGAACAUUCUAAGUCUUUCAUAUUGGAUCAUGGAACGAUGGUUAAAGGGAAGCAUUCAAAACCGAGACCUAGAUCAACAAAUGCCUCUAGAAGUAUGUCGUUGCCUAUGAAUGCUAGUGCGUUUGUUGAUCUAUCCAUUCAACUACAGAUGCAGCAGGUCAAUAAUGAUGUGCCCUUUGAGCCACCUUUGUUGGGUGCAUCUGCAGAGCAAGUAGAAAAUGAGACAUCUACUUACGAUUCUUGUAAAUCCCCAUCUAUUGAUUUAGGUGCAAGUGUAGAUGAUACAUCCUCAAGGUCAAGGGGUAGAGGGCCUGGUAUAGGAUUACAGACUCCUGUAGAUCCAUCCGACAGAUUGUGUAUGACUCCUAUUGGGGAGAAGUGUGCUAUUUUGUAUUAUAAUGAAAUUGUUAUAUUUGUUAUAAAUUUUAAUAUGUAAAAAUUUUCUUUUAUAUUCUACAAAUACUUUUU
Theobroma cacao (cacao) is the source of this 1043-nucleotide messenger RNA. RefSeq lists its product as uncharacterized. The record is from RefSeq and is a predicted model, not a curated record. Lineage: Eukaryota; Viridiplantae; Streptophyta; Magnoliopsida; Malvales; Malvaceae.